Molecule: messenger RNA, 8129 nt
Organism: Manis javanica (Malayan pangolin)
Lineage: Eukaryota; Metazoa; Chordata; Mammalia; Pholidota; Manidae
Gene: RNF152
Product: ring finger protein 152
Biological process (GO): cellular response to amino acid starvation; negative regulation of TORC1 signaling; protein polyubiquitination
Cellular component (GO): lysosome; lysosomal membrane
Molecular function (GO): ubiquitin protein ligase activity
Source: RefSeq, a predicted model, not a curated record
GCUGGCGGCGGGUCCGGCCGGGAGCCCGGAGGACGGCCGGGCAGGCGGGGUGCCUCCCGAGGGCCGAGCCGGGAGCUGGGCUGCAGGCGCGGACGCCGCGCGUCCGGCCAAGCGUGGGGCGCGCUGCCGGGACCGGCCUGCGAUGCUGCCGCCGCCGCCGCCUCUGUAGGGGCUGCCGACAUCGCUGCGGAGAGAGGCGGCUGAACAAAGCUCAGCUUCCUGCUUGUCAGCCUCUUGCCUCCCAAACGCGUACCAUUUCCACUUGAUGUCAUCACGCAGGAGGGGGUGAAAGGGACUCGGUGACAGACUCAGAAAUGAACACACCUGAGGGUGCUAGCUGCCCUUGAGCUCCCCAGCACCUCACGACUUUGGGAAGGCGCAAAGAAGGAAGGUGUGGGACCGGAUUGGUGGGCUCUCAGAACAAGCUGCUUCCCCUUGGCCUCGGCCUUCCUGCUCUCAGUCUGCGAUGGAGACCCUCUCCCAAGAUUCUCUGCUGGAAUGUCAGAUCUGUUUCAAUUAUUACAGCCCCCGGCGCAGGCCCAAGUUGCUGGACUGCAAACACACCUGCUGCUCAGUGUGCCUCCAGCAGAUGAGGACAAGCCAGAAGGACGUGAGGUGCCCUUGGUGCCGGGGCAUCACCAAGCUGCCCCCGGGCUUCUCCGUGUCGCAGCUCCCCGAUGACCCUGAGGUCCUUGCCGUCAUCGCCAUCCCGCAUGCCUCUGAGCACACCCCGGUCUUCAUCAAACUCCCCAGCAAUGGGUGCUACAUGCUGCCCCUGCCCAUCUCCAAGGAGCGAGCGCUGCUGCCGGGAGACCUGGGCUGCCGCCUGCUGCCGGGGAGCCAGCAGAAGUCCGUCACCGUGGUGACCAUCCCUGCAGAACAGCAGCCUCUGCACGGCGGGGCUCCCCCAGAGGUGCUGGAGCAGGAGCAGGACAGGCGGGGCGUGGUGAAGAGCUCCACCUGGUCCGGGGUGUGCACUGUGAUCUUGGUGGCCUGCGUUCUGGUCUUCCUCCUCGGCAUCGUGCUGCACAACAUGUCUUGCAUCUCCAAGCGCUUCACUGUGAUCUCCUGCGGCUGAAGAGGGCCGCAGGGAAGGCUUGUGUGGGUGCCGACUAGGGGUUGAGCAGGUGUUGGUGAUGGCAUCACAGUGAGGAGGUGGAGGGCGAUGUGGAUCGUUUGGGGCCACGCCCUGGCCUCUGGCCUGCCCCUUGAUUAAUGGAAGACAGGGCAGACGGAAGGUCUCAACACCAUACCAGGCAGUCCGAUCUGAGCGUUGAUGGCAACAGCUUCGAAGACGAUUGCAUGCAUCCUCAUAAUCACUUAUUAAAUGGACUGUAAUUUAUGAUUUUCCCAAAUCAUGUUACGAAAUAGACAUAUUCUACCUAGAUGUUAAACUGUGCAAGUGCAUACAAUGUGACCUCCUCUAAAUGUGGUAGAUUAAAACAAAGAUGCUGUGUAUACAAGUAGAAUUAAACCUGAGAAUCUGUGUAAAAAUUCAGCAAUGACAUGCAGUCCUGGUUUCUUUCCUUUUUUAAAAUGAAACCUAGUCUUCAUUCAGUUGCUAAUAAGACUUUUUAUACUUUAAGGAUGGCACCCAGAUUAAAGUAAGUUAAGCCAGAUGGUCUGUUUUUUUGAAGAAAAUAUUUGAACAAACGUUUCCAAUGUGUUGUGCUUUGUCAUGAACCUUCAUUUUUCUUCCCCUGUAAUUAGAGCUUGCUACAUGUUUAUUAAGCUGAAAGCCCAACAGGGGAGCAAUAAACUGAGUAAUAGUGAGAAAUGCAUAAUCCCACAGGAACCCUAUAUGCCAAUUUUUCUCAAGCCAUCUCACAAAAUAAGAAUUUUAAAUGUAAAUAUCGUGUAUUUGUGUGUGUGUAUGUGUGUGUGUGUGUGUGUGUGUGUGUGUGUGUGUGUGUGUGUGUGUAUGAGAGAUUUGAUAUGCCUCAGGUUUUGAAUCUCCUGAAGAAUCCUGAGAGUGUAAGACUUUGUGAGCCUGAAUGGGUCCAGGGUCUGAAACGUCGGCCACUGGAUCCCACUCUGAAUCGUCACAUACUUGUCGCUUCCCAUGUUUACUUCUCUUCUGUAUACUCAAGUCUUAUAUUCUGUGAGGCACAAAUGGAGAACAACAGAAAGUUCUCUUUUCUCCCAGUUUUGAGGUAUUAUAAUACACACAAGUGUUGUUAAUUGGUGACAAACCUGGCCUGGCGUUUUAGUAGACAGUCCGUGGUUGUGUUUUGAAAGCUACUCUUCUAUGAGAAUUAAACCAUUUAGAAUUCCAAUUUCCUCUUGUUUGGUAUAAGUGAGAAAAUCUCUUGUAUUUCAAAAUACAUUUUUAUUGAGAAAAGUUGCAAAGUAAACAAACAGCUCUCACCCCCAACUUCAGUGGACCAGUUCAUUAUAAAUUCUUAAAUAUUCUUAAAUGUGGAAAUGUCUGUAGAUACUCAUGAAGAUCUGAUGGUAUUAAAUGACAAAUUCCUGUGCUGGGAUGUGUGUGCAUUCAGAAAUGGCUUGUGAGCUUUACAGUCCUCUUCUAAUUACUUUUAUGGAAUUCAUGAAGCAAGUGUAUUUGAAAGCUCAAAGUAGAAAUUAGGUUAAAAUGCCAUUUUAUCGUGUAAGCCAUUGGGCAUUAUACAACAAAUAAUCUAGGAUUUAUUUGGUAUUAAUAAUUUAGGUAUCAUAUUAGCUGAAUGCUAUCCUCUAUUAUGUAACAUAAUAUACUGUUGGGUUAGUGUCAAUUUCUCAAACUCUCCCAGGCUGCUGUAAUGCAUGUCUGACCUAAUUUCUACUCCUCCUGGAGAAAAAGAAAAGAAAAACCCACAGAGAAAUGUUACAUUAAAAAUGCUGCAUUUCAAAUGGACUUUACCCUUGCAAUUUUAAGCCAUGCCGUAUUCAAAUCAAUUUUGUGAAUGAUAUCUGAGUACAUUUUUGUAUAGUAUGAAAUGACCGGCCCCAUAGUGCAGUUUGCAAUAAAGUUCAAUGUGUUAAGUAGGUUAUUUAUAUAGACACUAAUGUGUAUGAUAAUACAGCGCCCUGUGUUUCUUAGUGCAAAGCUGUAGAGUGACAAUACCCACGUAAUAACUUAUACUUAAAAGCAGUCCCGUGCUAGAGCUGCAAGAGAGCAGUGUAAAAUUAAUCCACUCUUUGAUAGAUUCCUAACUUUACAAUUUAAGCUACUGAUAACAACCAAAAUCGGAAUUUUUUGCGGGAGUUUUCCUGAUGGAAGAAACACUUCACUUAAAUGGACUCUGCCUGCAGUCAUUUUUGUAUCUGCUUGUUAGGGUGUGCAUUUGUGUGUGUGUGUGUGUGAUAUCUCAGCCUGCCAGAUGGAAUGUUUAUAGCCGUAAUAAUGUUUUCAUGUUAUUUGGCAUCCAUUGCUCUGGCCUCUUCUGGCAUUUAUCCAUGACACUAACAACUCAUCUACACCAAUGGACCAAAGUCCACACAAUCGACCAGAAUUCACAGUUGCACUGAAUGAAAAAAAACCACAACUGAAAGCACAGAAAGAGCUGAAAGCGACCUCUGAUGGCUCCAUUUUGCAGAUGGGCCCAUUGAGGCCCACAGAGGUACACGGCAGCUUGUCAUUCUGCAGCAAAAGGGAGAAGUUUGCACUGCAGUUUCUUCUUGCUCCUGUUCAUGCCUGUUCUGUGUCUGUCGGGCUGUGAUCUUUUUCAGGGUGGAUGACUAUUCCUUGUUGACUUAACUAUUUAAGUUUGGGAGAUUUUUAAAUAGAGUUAUGUAUUCAUUUUAGUUAGCAUCUACCUCUUUGGGAAAUGAAAGGAGGAUUGAUUGAGAGAUGAGUAUAGACAUUCAAAGAAAACCAUGUGAUUUGAAUUUUUUGAAUUGCAAACUAUUGGUUCCCCCCUCCUGCCCUUGUAUGUAAAGGACAAUGAUGCUGUGUAAAUAGUAGACUAUAAGAAGCAUGAAAUUUCAUCUUUAUUAAUGAUCUUGACCUAAGCAAGAGAAUGCUUAAUAUGUUAAGUAGAGCCAAGUAUGCUAUCAAAAAGCAUUCAUUGUCUUUGGAAAAUUUUUGUAUAAUGACCUGGGAUAUAAGUUAUAAUGAAAAAGCAAAUCAGUUCUUACUUCUGGUCAUACUUUAUGACCAGAAAGCUAUAAGGUAUUUUCUUUAACAAUAUAACUGUCAUCUUGUGCAUGGCAUAAGACUGACUUAAUCUCCCUUGAAGGUUAAACCAGGUGCUGGUGCAUGCAGCCCUCGGGAUCUCCUAGACUGGCACUGUUCAGUAGUACUGUCUGUGAUGAUGGAAGUGUUCUAUAACUUAUGUCCAGUGUAGUAGCCACUUGCCACAUUGGCUAUUGGGCAAUUGAAAUGGGGUUAGCAUGAAUGAGCAACUGGAUUUUGUAUUUUAUUUAAUUUUAAGUUAUUUAAAUGUAGUCACAGCUAGUGGCUACUGCACUGAACAGUAAGUUCUGGAUGGUGGUGCAAUGCGAUCAUGCCUCGAAGUGUUAAUGAAGUAACACAGUAAGGCUAAGAAGACAAUUUGUGGUUCAGUAACAUAAAGUUAGCUACCAAAAAAAAAUCCUUUCUGGGCUUAAAAAGUAUAUGACCUCAAGUAUGACAGUAAAAAUUCAUUGAUUGCCUUUUGGGGUUAUAACUUAGCUACUUUGGGCCAAGGAAUGAUUACUGAAGCUUAAAGAGUGCUUUAUGAAGACCCACCCGUUUCUGGGGUCAUUAGCUGCAUGUUAAUCUGUUGUCCAUAAAUAGUAGUUAGACAGUAGCUAUAAAAUGUGUUUGACUUGCAAACUAUGCAUGACCUGUAUGGUGAAAUUGUGUUUAGGGUCUUAUGGCCAAAAAGUAAAUGUUACAGGAAAAAAAAUUCUAGUGAAUUUCCUCUUCACUUUCAACAUCUUACCCACACUUCAUUGCUGCAUUAGUAAGGUGUGAAAUAUAAGAGCAAGCAUGUUCUGCAGUGUUCAUGGAGUGUUUUUGUUUGCCCUUGAAGUCUGCCAGUUUGUCACUGUAUUUGCUGUAAUACGUGAGCGUCAUUUUUCAGAUGCCAGACUAAAGUGUAGGUACUAUUUUUAGGGUGAGAUUCGACAUUGUGUUACUCUUACUUGGUUUUUGAUUUUUAGUUACCACUGAAAGAAUUGAAGAUUUGUAGCCUUGCACAAAGGCACUUUCUUUUUACCUUAAAAAACAUUGCCCAUGAAAUUUAAAGACUUGAGGGUUAUUAAGGUUAGUAAAAUUGCUUUUUUAAGUGAGUAAAGGAAAGCAGAAAAUUCAGUUUGAAUAUAUUUCCAUAGAAAAGAUCAGAUUUCUCCUGCUAGUGUAGUAUUGAUUCCAGUCUGAUUUUGAUUUGAAGAGUUCCUGCCACUUUAUUUGAAAACAGUGUCAAAACUGGUUAGUCUGCUUUUCAUUGUUUCCAAAAUAAUGUAAAUAUUACAUUUGCUUCAAUGUAGCAGAAUUGGGUUGACUUUUUCUCUCGAGCUCAUCAAUGGCUAUGACUUCUUUUUAGCUUGUCUUUAAAAAUGUAUUGAAAAAUUAUUGAAAAAUAAAAUGGUAGUUUCUCUUGAGAGUUAAGAGAAAGUUUGAGGUCCAAUGGUUAUUGGUAUAAGAGAAGUGAUAUUGAAAAGGUUUGAAUUUCUGUCUUUCCUUCCUUAGAAAAAUGGUGCCGCCAGCCAGUCAGCAUUUUGUUUCCACACAAAAGUGCCAUUAGUCAGUUCAUCUGUCAUCCUUGACCUAGAAGAAGCUGUUCCUUGCCAUUUCCAUCAUUCUCAGUAAAAUGUCAUCCACAAGGUAAUCCUUAACAAAACAGAACUCCAAAGUAACGAGAUAGUCAAGAUAAUUUAGUAACUGUUUUGAAAGUAGCAGUCUAUUUCAAAAGCAAGAUCAUCCGUUGCUGAAUUUUGUUAAAUAUGAAACACCUCUAGGAAACUAAGUGGAGAUUCAAGCCAUUGAUUUCUUCUGACACAGUGAUACACUAUGUAUAGGUAUACAUAUAUAUCUAUACAUUUAAGUAUAAGCAUACAUGUAGACACACACAUGACUUAGCUGUAAUAAUGAAAACUUUAAGAGUUUUUAAUCUAAUUUGUGGGUUACAUAAUGUUGAAUUUAGAUGUUAAUUUUUUUAACAAAUGCUAUAGGCUGCAUACAUCAUAUCAUACCAGCCACCUUUGAGAAUGUCUGUAUAAGUAAACUGAGACCUUUCAAAUAUAUGAAGAGGUGGGUUCUACUGUACAUUUUAUUGGAAAGCCAUUAAUGAUUGAAGCACAUAAGCAGAUGGGGCAUUUGAUUUCCAUCUUCCAAAUGGCUUAUUUGUUGGUUUGCUCAAGUGGUCAUGGGUAGAGUAGCAUUAUUGCUGAACUCCCACAAUAUGGCUCCAAUUUUUCGGCACCAGUUUCCUUGCACAGUUGGGCCACUGUUUUUUGUUUUCUUCUGUUAUAUUCAGGAUUCACUGCCUGGGAUAUCCCACUAUGUAUAUCUCACUUAAGAUGUAGUGGUGCUUGAAAACAUCUCGUUAGCUGGACUUUUUAUUAUUCUAAGGUUUUUGAUACUAUUCAUAUUACAAUCUUUUUAGGGACAAUAGUAAUAUUUGGGGCAAAGUACAGAGGAGUCUCUUAAGAUCUGCAACAGCAUGUGUUUUCUUUGUUCUUCUGGGGGUGUUCCCUUAUAGCUGUUCCUGUUCUUCUAGAACAUGGCCCUAAAUUCAUCACCACAGGAUAUAGGGCUAGUUGCCUGUGUGAAAGUCUUUUGUACUCUCUGGGGUGUGAGUCACUGGGUUAUUCUAAUGAGAGUUUUCCAAAGGUAUAGUCAGUUUUUAAUUCGACGAUUCCUUUUUAAGAAUCCAGAAUUAGAUGGUUGGAUAUGAUGGUGGAAAAGGAACAGGGACUAUAAGAAGUAGGAAAUAGAUGAGGCAAAUGCCUCUUAAAGGGGAGCAAGCUGCUAUCUAUGUCAUCUCAUUUUAAGUGGUGAGAGAAUAGAGUAGCUGGUAUCUCACACUGUGCUUCAGAAAAUUCCUGGUCAGAUUUUCCUGGCUGAGAGACGCCCAACUAUCAACUAGAUGCUGUGUGGGAGGGGUGACGUCAUGGCCCUAAGUCUACAGCAAAAGAUAGGCAGAUCUGCCCAGAGAAUGAGAAAACACUUGCAAAAAGGGAGAGAAAUCCACAAUGGGAUUAUGGCUGCAAAACAAAAUAUAUCCCGGAGCUGAAGGUCAGUCAUGUUAGAAAAGAGCUUAGGGCAACUAGGAGUAACGUAGCCAAGCCCAAUGUGUCAUCAAAGGGAAGCCUACCAAACUCAAAGCAGGAUGUUUAAGUUGAAGGCAUAUAGGAGUGUUGUCAGCUGAUGGGAGGCCCCGCAAAAGGCCCCACUGCGUUGUCAACACACUAGACAAUUCAGAGCCUGCUCUCGAGCUGGUUGCUGAGUCAUGACAGAGUCUGACAACACCCUCUUGGCCGUGCAGCACAAUGCCUGUGCUUGUGGGUGUUUGCUAACUGGACGAGGUGAAUACCCUGGGGAAGACUCAUUCAAGAAUAGUUUGGUUUCUAUCCCGGUGGUUGUCAUUUAUUACAUUUAUUUAUUCCACCACUUGCUCCUGUCUUUCUCCUUGACAAUUGCAGGUGGGGAGGCUGGCUUCCCCUUGGGAAGGGUACGAACUCCAACAGAAGGCGUGCAGCCUCUGCCUGGAGUUUCUGCCAUUACUACGGCCCCGCUGGUGGUUGCCUGGCACUCUUAAUAACUAAUACUCCAGUCAAAUGGCUAGAUUGAUGCUGCUCAGAGGCUGUGAACUCAAGUCCUUGACAUGUUUCAUUUACAAUUAUGUGGAUUAUUUAUUUUAGGAGCUUUUCUUUUAAUGGGCCAGAUAGCCCUACUGAUAAAUGAGCUGUUGGGCUCGGUAGAAAAUACUGUCCAAAUAUUGCCCAAUAUUGACCUUGUAAGGGGGAUGGAUAUCAAGCUGCUGUUUAUAAAUUUGAAUGUCUUAAAAAAGCGUUCUUGCUUGCUCUCUCUGUUGUAGAUGGUGUCUUAGCAAGUCCUGAGUUUUUCCAGUGAACCCAAUUUUAAUAUAUGGUAUUUUUGUAUGCCAAACUGGUGUCUUGUCCUUUGUAUCUGUGGUAAUGUUGAUUUUAUGACUACUGUUAAAACACAUUUGCUAUGAUUAAAAUUCAUAAAACAAUUUCAA